Ilex paraguariensis (yerba mate) is the source of this 534-nucleotide messenger RNA. The record is from the annotation of a GenBank genome assembly. NCBI's taxonomy places the organism in Eukaryota, Viridiplantae, Streptophyta, Magnoliopsida, Aquifoliales, Aquifoliaceae.
AUGUUUGCCUUAUUGCGUGGAAUUUCGAUGUCAACAACAAAUUUUUUGGUCAAACCAUAUAACAAGACAAAAAAAGAAGAGGAGUCUACACCAAAAAUAUUGUGUACAAAGAGGUCCUCCCACACCCCAGGCAAGAAAUUCGAAGUGAAGGUGUCUGAUGAUGAAGUCCCAACAACUCAAUUUUCAACCAUCGAUCAUCUACGAAAAUAUGACACCAAUUGGCUCCUAAUGGUUAAGGUUCUUCGGAGAGGAACAAUAGUUACUUUCAAUAACAAUAUGUGCUCCGGAGAACUUUGGAAGGUUAUUCUAAUUGAUGAUGAGGGAGCAAGAAUUCAAGCUCUAAUGUUUACCGAUGCAAUUGCCAAGUUUGGAGACUUGUUUAAUGAAGAUAAGACGUAUCUCAUUUCUAAUGGAGUAGUGAACUCAACAAAUAAAAAAUUCAGCAAUGUACACAAGGAUAUUGAAUUGUCACUCACAAUCAAUACCAAUGUGCAAGAAGCCGAAACCGAAAUACUACCCUAUCAUAAGUUCUAA